Necator americanus (New World hookworm) is the source of this 579-nucleotide messenger RNA. RefSeq lists its product as uncharacterized. Lineage: Eukaryota; Metazoa; Nematoda; Chromadorea; Rhabditida; Ancylostomatidae. The record is from RefSeq and is a predicted model, not a curated record. The coding region runs from base 1 to 579 and encodes 192 amino acids. The transcript has 2 exons.
AUGGGAGACUACGGAGAGGGGGGCCUUCUUCCCAACUCGCUCGGCGCCGAUGUAGUACUAGGAAAAUUCGUUCGCUUGCUUGAUGACGUGAAUCAACGAACAACUGCUGCAGUUCGAACACCAGCCGGAUGUACAACACCGUUUGAAGUGGUAACUAGAGUAAGACAAGUGGCAGUGGCAGGACCCUUCCUCUUCAAUUUCGCCAUCGACGACAUUAUGCGAAGAACAGUCGACCAGUGUCCUGCCAAGAUUGUCUUAACACCAUCAGGGUGUCCCUUGACUGCUCUCGAGUACGCUGACGAUGUUGUUAUAUUCUCGGAAAACAGUACGAAACUUCAACAUGUUGUCAACCUUGUAUCGAAGCUGGCUGCAGCCUAUGGACUACAUCUACGCCGUGAUAAAUGCAAGCAGAUGUGGAUCUCUUCGAGGCCUCGAACGGGAAUCAGGGUGAACGGACAACCGAUAGAUCUUGUCGAUGAGUUCUGUUACCAGGGCUGUACGCUGAAGAGCAGCGGCAGCUACCAGAGUGAGAUGUUCAGCAAAGAUGCGCUAAGGCCACUUCUGCAUUUAACUCCUUAA